Molecule: messenger RNA, 1321 nt
Organism: Scheffersomyces coipomensis
Lineage: Eukaryota; Fungi; Ascomycota; Pichiomycetes; Serinales; Debaryomycetaceae
Gene: OCA1
Product: putative tyrosine protein phosphatase
Exons: 1
Coding region: 126-890 (254 amino acids)
Biological process (GO): protein dephosphorylation
Molecular function (GO): phosphatase activity
Source: RefSeq, a predicted model, not a curated record
ACAUGAAAGAAUAAGACGAACAAGAAAGAAGACGUUAUUAAAAGAUCAAUUCAAUUGGAUACCAUUAUCUGGAAACCACUAUCAUCUAACAGUUCAUAAACUAUAGUAUAAACCUAACUUACAAAAUGGUUGAUACUGAAGAUCCGUUGUUGAAUCAUCUUUAUUCCAAACUUGGAUCCAUAAAUCAAGAAAAUAUACUUCAUGCCAAUGAUGAAUUAACCAACUGCACCACAACUAAUAAUAAUAAUAAGAAUAAUAAUCAAGUAGAAUCAGAUAUACUAUCAGGUAAUGUCAAUCAAAACAAAUUAAGAAAGAUAUCGCGACCUCCAACUCUUCGAAUCAUUCCACCAUUGAACUUUUGUCCUGUUGAAAAACAAUUAUAUAGAUCAGGACAACCAUCGAUUAUAAAUCAAUCAUUUUUACAAGAUUUGAACUUAAAGACCAUUGUAUGGUUAGCUAAUGAAGAACCUAAUGAUGAUUUUUUAGAAUUUUGUCAAUACAAGAAUAUUAAUAUUGAAUUUGUGGGGAUUAUAAAUGAAUAUUAUGAUCAUGAUGGGAAUUUAAAUACCAAUAAUACUAAUCAUAUUACAGUGAAUCCAUGGGAUUCAUUGAAUGAAUCUACGAUUAAGAAGGCUUUAGAAAUCAUAUUGAAUAAAGAGAAUUAUCCCUUAUUAACAUGUUGUGGGAUGGGAAGACAUCGGACAGGGACAGUGAUUGGAUGUUUAAGACGAUUACAAGGAUGGAAUUUAGCUAGUGUUUCAGAAGAAUAUAGGCGGUUUACAGGAGCAAGAGGAGGUAGAAUCUUGGUUGAAUUGUUAAUUGAAAGUUUUGAUAUUACCAGUGUUGAUAUUGAUCCAAGUAAAGUACCAGAAUGGUUGCCACUUCAAUAGUUUGUACAGAAAAUAUUUAGAAGAGAUGACAAGAGAAUAUAAUAAAUAUCAUCAUAUUUUUACCUUACGAUUACAUGAACCAGUUGUAUACAAAGAUAAGAGAUUAAGGCUUUUGUUAUCCUUAAUUGUAAGUUAACCUAACUACCUAACAUGUUAAGUUGCUAUAUGACUUAAAGCUUAUGAUUACUAGCUUAGAUAUUCGAGUCGUGUACUUUUGUCGUAAAAUCCAUCAAUUUCUGUCAAAUCGGACACGACCUUAAACUCCACAUUUAGUGAUUGCCCCCUCCUUGUCCCUAGAUGAUCAUUGAUAAGUAGAUAUUUUGCCAUUCCAUCUAUAGAUACUUUUUCUUCUCUAGAUAUCAUUUAUAUCAACUUAAUUGGUGACCAUCAACUGUUAUCUCUUGUUAUAAAAAGCCGUUACUUUAAUCGUU